GACAGAAAGUAAUCGUGAAAGAAGCUAGUGGGAAGGUGUUCCUGCAAUGUGUAACAGAGGAAAAAGGUCAAAUCAUAUGGCUGAAAGAUGGGAACAGGAUAGGAAACACAACAGAGCUGGACUUGGGCUCAAUUUACGAUGAUCCCAGAGGCAUCUAUGCAUGUGAACUGGAAAGCAGGAAGAAAAGCUCCUCCCUCCAGGUGCACUAUCGAAUGUGCCAGAACUGCAUCGAAGUGGAUGCUCCCACCAUCUCGGGGAUCGUGGUCGCAGAUGUUGUCGCCACCAUCUUCCUGGCGGUUGCUGUGUAUUGCAUCACUGGCCAGGACAAGGGACGCAUGUCACGAGCUUCUGACAGGCAGAACCUGAUUGCCAACGAGCAGCUCUACCAGCCCCUUGGUGAGCGAGACGACGGACAGUACAGCCGGCUGGCACCUGCCAAGGCCCGCAAGUGA
Messenger RNA from Cariama cristata (Red-legged seriema), 452 nucleotides. RefSeq names its product CD3d molecule, delta (CD3-TCR complex) (gene CD3D). Gene Ontology annotation, biological process: cell surface receptor signaling pathway; positive thymic T cell selection. The record is from RefSeq and is a predicted model, not a curated record. Gene Ontology annotation, cellular component: alpha-beta T cell receptor complex; membrane; external side of plasma membrane. Lineage: Eukaryota; Metazoa; Chordata; Aves; Cariamiformes; Cariamidae. The transcript is spliced from 4 exons. Gene Ontology annotation, molecular function: transmembrane signaling receptor activity. The annotation marks the transcript as partial.